AAAAACAAACAAAAUUUUCUAAUUGUAUUAUUGCAGUCAAAACUCAAAAUCAAAAUAUUGUCUUCUUUACGUUCAUGUAUUAUAUGUAAUCCUUUUAAUUACUAAUUGUUUAUAUUAAAAAUGGGAACAGAGAUUCAAGGUGAUGAUUAUGAUCUGCCGUGUUCAGAUGAUGAACUUUCAAAAAGUGGGGUCUACAUUGGUAAGAAUUGGAUGCCAGAUCCAUCGGAAUUAGAAGAGCUAUACAAAACAAUUGAGAAAUCAGGUCCAUUGAAUCUUGAAUGGAAAUGUCCGGGAAGACGAGCACCUUCGCCGAUACCAGUGAGUAAAGAAAACCAACCCGUAGAGCCUUCAUCUCCAAUACGGGAGGAAAAAUCAGACUUCGACUUCAUGGACGAAGUGAGCUCUCUUCGCCUUAGAGUUCGAAGAGAAGGGGAAGAUACACUUCGAGGAUCUGCUAAAAAGAAAACUACAUCGUUUGACGGAAUUCUAUCCAAUAUGAUAAGGCACAAAAGGAUAGAACAACAAGAGAAACAGGCAAACACACCUACUAGCACACCAUCUAGUAGUGCGAGUUGAGAAAUAUGUUGUGUUUAAGUAACUAGUAGUAUUGGACUGUAAAUUUGUAACUAUUAUUGAUAGUGUUUUAUAAGUAAAAAUAUAUCUAGUAAUUUUGUCACAAUAAAUAUGUUCAAACCACAGAUUUUGAGUAGGCUAGAUACCACAUGUUAAUUAGAUAAUUUUAAAAUGGAGCAUGUCAUCAUAUCUCAUCUUUGAUGAAGUCUCACGAGCCAUACUUGAACAUCAUAAUAAAUGAUUUUAAAAUUAAUUUGGCAUUUGAGCCACAGAAUUACUUAUUGAUGGUAGUUAAUAAGUCCAUUGACUUAAUUAAGUUCCCUAGAAGAAUUUUCACAGUUUAUAAAAGCAUUAUUACAUAAACUAAAAUAGAAGGGAAUCAAGUAUGUGCAUAUCACAAAGUUUGGGUAUGCUUGGUCAGACGGCUUGUUGUAUGUAGCCUACUCUAAAUCAUUGGUUCUAACAUUGUUCAUUGUAUAGAUUAAACAUAUAUUAUAUUAAUUGAGGUAUUGUAUAAUUAGUUUGUGCUAUCUUCAUUGUCCAAUGGUAUGCCUGCAUUUAUAGCUUAAAUCUGAAAUGAGGGUAAUGAGGAAAUUGGCUGAUAAUUUUUCUAUGUAGAGCCUAUUCCAACCAAAGUAGGAAUAAAGAUAACCAAAUCUUAAACAUAUUUCAUGCAAUUUGCUGUUAACUCAGCUAUAUUCUACACUACUAAGAGUUUAUGAUUAAUAUAUCUUUAUUUUUAAUACAACACUAUUACUCUAAACUACUUGUACCCAAUUUAAUUGUACUUCCAAAAUUACAUUAACAGUUUUGAUGACAUUCAAAAUGCCAUUUAGUUGCAAAUCUGUAGUGAAUAUCAUAGAUUAAUAAAGCUCUCGGCUGAUGAUACAAUGUCAAUUUGCUGUCCAAUGUUAUUUGUUUGGCUUUUCUCUUCUUUUGGUUGGAAUAGAAUUUAUAUGGAUGUUCUUCCUAGAUUAAUAAAUGAUAAAAGAGUAAAAAACAGAAUACAAUAUAAA
This is a messenger RNA of Vanessa atalanta (red admiral), 1589 nucleotides long. It is a transcript of the gene Pa1, whose product is annotated as PAXIP1-associated glutamate-rich protein 1A. The coding region runs from base 121 to 576 and encodes 151 amino acids. NCBI's taxonomy places the organism in Eukaryota, Metazoa, Arthropoda, Insecta, Lepidoptera, Nymphalidae. The record is from RefSeq and is a predicted model, not a curated record. The transcript has a single exon.